Messenger RNA from Quercus lobata, 1576 nucleotides. RefSeq names its product putative pentatricopeptide repeat-containing protein At1g12700, mitochondrial. The record is from RefSeq and is a predicted model, not a curated record. The transcript is spliced from 3 exons. Gene Ontology annotation, molecular function: mRNA binding; protein binding. Gene Ontology annotation, cellular component: chloroplast. NCBI's taxonomy places the organism in Eukaryota, Viridiplantae, Streptophyta, Magnoliopsida, Fagales, Fagaceae. The coding region runs from base 25 to 1293 and encodes 422 amino acids.
GGAGCUGUGAAGUUGGUAGAAGAUAUGGAGAAGAAAGGGUAUCAACCUGAUGCAUUUACUUGUGGAACGAUACUAAAUGCUCUGUGUAAGAUUGGUAAGACUGAUAUGGCUAUUAGAUUGCUUAGGAAGAUGGAAGAGGGGAAGUUUAAAGCUAAUGUGGUGCUCUAUAGCACAAUCAUUGACAGCUUAUGUAAGGAUAGGUUUGUAACUGAGGCCUUGAACCUUUUGACUGAAAUGAUGAGUAAAGGCAUUCAGCCGGACCUUAUCACUUACAAUUCCUUAGUUCAAGGCCUAUGCAAUUUUGGCAGGUGGAGAGAGGCUACUACUUUGUUGAACGAGAUGGCACAGAGGAAGAUCAUGCCAAGUGUGAGGACCUUCAACAUAUUGGUGGACACAUUUUGCAAAGAGGGGAUGUUGAAAGAGGCGAAAAUUAUUUUUGAUAAGAUGAUUCAAAGAGGUAUUGAGCCUGACGUAGUCUCUUAUAAUUCUUUAAUUGAUGGAUACUGUUUGCAAAAUAAAUUGAAGGAUGCCAUCGAAGCAUUGAACAUGAUGGUUGAAAGGGGUUAUUCACCUAAUGUUGUUAGCUAUAACACAUUGAUUAAUGGAUUUUGUAAAAAUAAAAAAAUUGAUGAGGCAAUGAAUCUCUUUAAUGAAAUGUCCAACAAGGGAGUAACUCCUGAUGUUGUGACUUACAAUACUCUUAUAGGUGGGUUUUGUCGAGUGAAGAGACACAAGGCUGCUCUAGAGCUAUUUCAUAAUAUGCAGGCUUGUGGCCAACCUCUAGAUCCCCAAACCUAUGCUGUCUUGUUGGACGGCCUAUGUAAGAAUGGACAAGUUGUUGAGGCAAUAAAAGUGUUUCAUGAGAUGGAAGACAAAACAUUGGGCAACGAUAUUGUGAUUUACAGCAUUUUAAUUGAUGGUUUGUGUAAUGUUGGGAAUCUUACAGUUGCAAGAGAACUCUUUUAUAGUCUACCUGCGAAAGGAUUGCAACCCAAUGUUCAAACUUACACCAUAAUGCUCAAAGGGCUUUGCAAAGAGGGACUGAUAGAAGAAGCAAGUGAGAUAUUUGAGAAAAUGGAUGGGAGCGGUUGUUCACCUAACGAUCGCACAUAUAACACAAUAAUCCAAGGAUUACUGCAACACAAUGAGACAUCAAUGGCAAUGAAAUAUCUUGAAAUAAUGGUUGAAAAGGGUUUUUCAGCAAAUGCAACAGUUGCAAGCAUGUUGGUUGACUUGCUAUCAUCUAAUCAAGUAGAUAAGAACAUUCAAGGAUUGCUCCAGAAGCUUGAGUGAAGGUUUUUUAGUUUCUCAACAUCAAGGACAAGUUUCAUAUUCACAUGUCAAUCUUUAAGCGAUGUGUAUUCAUUUCAGGAUGAAUUGAGGGAGGUUGUGCUGCUUGUAUUUGCAAACAAGCAGGAUCUUCCAAAUGCCAUGAAUGCUGCUGAAAUAACUGAUAAACUUGGUCUUCAUUCUCUCCGUCAACGCCACUGCGGCUCAAGUACCAUGGGCUGUUCCUCUCUCACCUCCGUUAGCAUCGUGGAAGUUCACUAUGCAGCCACCUUGCCGUGAUUGGUUC